Mugil cephalus (flathead mullet) is the source of this 2968-nucleotide messenger RNA. It is a transcript of the gene prg4b, whose product is annotated as proteoglycan 4b. The coding region runs from base 345 to 2294 and encodes 649 amino acids. Gene Ontology annotation, molecular function: polysaccharide binding; scavenger receptor activity. The record is from RefSeq and is a predicted model, not a curated record. Gene Ontology annotation, biological process: immune response. NCBI's taxonomy places the organism in Eukaryota, Metazoa, Chordata, Actinopteri, Mugiliformes, Mugilidae. The transcript has 16 exons.
AGUUUUGGAUCCAGAAUAACAAGCAUCCUCGGCCUCUAAUCUCCCCAAGAGAUCCAACGCGUACGGCAUCUAUCUGUGAAGUGUGUGAAGUCAGACGUCUGUCUGGCACAGAUGUGUGUUGAUGUGCUUCCAGCUGUUUGCGGGGGAAACAUGAUGUCUGGACCUAUGGUCAGGACUAGAGGCCCCGCCCUACAGCCUUUGAGAUCGUCACGCUUUUAAUUAGACCGGAUCUGACAAUUAACAGGAGGUCCGGUCGUCUCUCUCAGCCUUUUAAAAGGAGCCUGAAGUCAAACCUUCAGCAGAAUCCGGACGGAGGCUUCAACGAGUUUAAGAUUUACAGGAGGAUGGCUUCCACAAUACUUUGUGUUGUUUUGCUGGUCUGUGCACUCAGAUUUGGUGAUUCUCAGACGAGCUGCAAAGGACGGUGUGGCAUUGAAUACUACAGGGGCUACGCGUGCCAGUGUGACAACACCUGUCUGGCUUAUGGAGAGUGCUGCAAGGACUUUGAAUCUAAAUGCACCACAAGAGACUCAUGUCAGGGCCGGUGCGGGGAACCUUUCAAGAGAGGCCGGCUUUGUAACUGCGACGAAAGUUGUGUGGAAUACAAUCAGUGUUGUUCAGAUUACAAAUCACUCUGUGAAGCAGAAGAAAAAAUCUAUGGAGCUGCCAGUGAAACGGCACCAAUGAAGAGUAAUUCGUGUGAUAAUGUAAAUAAUAACAAACCCAAAGACCCGUAUCUGACUGAAGCGACCGAGCCGUCAUUCAUCGAGGGCAGCGAUCCAGAUGACUCUGUAACUCCUCUGUACGAUCCAGCAACAUAUUCACCGGAUACCGUCACUGAUGACGUGGACAAUCCAGAGUCAAGUCCAAUCCCAGAGAGCACCAGCGGCUACGAGCCCUCUACAGCUACAGACACGCCGGACGUCAUUCCUCAGACAGAAGAUGACAAGCUCUUCACACUUGAGCCCACUAGAGAAGUCCCAACGGAAAGUACAGAUGCCGUGGAUCUCACAGGUUCACCUCAGCCCACAGCAGCAGCCGACCUCGACUCCAGUCAGCCCACUUCUCCCAGCGUCCCGGAGCUGGAGAUCACGACCCAGGUUGAGCCGGAGUCUGUGGACGAUGUCACAACCGUCAGCACACUGGAGUUAGAAACCUCUGAGGUCACCACCAUCCCUGCCUCAUUAAUGCCGGACUCCACAGACACCCCACAGGAAACCACUCCCAACACCGAGAGCUUCUCAGACGAUGUCACGACAAGCCCCACUUCUCUAACUGCAGACCUCGAAGAUCCUUCCACCACUGUCCCUCCACCUGGGGAAGAGUUGGAUGCUGCAUCGACCGCCGCUCCCUUGUCCACAACUGCAGCGCAGGAUGACGCCACAAGCGUAACGGAGGCUGACCAGCCAGCCACCCCCGUACCAACCAGUCCCCAAAUAUCUGACCCUCCCUCCAAACCCCAGGACAAACCUAGUACAACCAGACCUGUCCCUGCUAAACCUGGGACAAAGCCUGCGGGUACGGCACAAACUGGGAAACCAGGUGACCAGAAAGAUUACCAAGCAGAUGACAGCAAUGACACGGACCUGUGCAGUGGGCGGCCGGUCGCCGGAGUCACCGCACUGAGGAACGGCACGGUUGUGGUGUUCAGAGGCCACUACUUCUGGUUACUGGACAGAAACAGAAUUCCAGGUCCGGCCCGGGUCAUCACAGAGGUGUGGGGCGUCCCUUCGCCCAUUGACACCGUCUUCACGCGCUGCAACUGCCAGGGAAAGACGUACAUUUUCAAGGGAAGUCGGUACUGGAGGUAUGAUAAUGACGUUUUGGACAGCGGCUUUCCCAAAGUCAUUCAAACAGGCUUUGGUGGACUACGUGGUCACAUCACAGCUGCCCUGUCUGUGCCUCAGUACCGGAGCAGGAGAGAGACCGUCUACUUCUUCAAGAGAGGUGGCACAGUCCAGAAAUAUUCAUAUCAGGAGGGGACCAGUCCAACAUGUGGUCAGAAAGCCAAGCAUGCCGUGUACACAAUCCGCACCCGAAUGGCUCGACAAGCAGUGUCAGUUUUGGAACCAGCCAUCAGCAUCCGGACGUCCUGGAGAGGCUUCCCCUCCACCAUCACGGCUGCCGUGUCCGUCCCCAGCAACAGGGAACCAGAGGGAUACAAAUACUACGUCUUCUCCAAAUCAAAGUCCUACAAUGUGAGGAUGGACAGCGGCCGCCCCGUCGUCCCUGCUCCUAAAGCCAACGCCCCACCUCAGGCCACUGACUUCAUCAAGUGUCCGAAGAAAAACUGAGAGAAAAACCAGAAGACGCCUUCCACAGGAACGUUAUUACAGUUUUUUAAGUUUAUUAUAUUUACCAUAAAACACACUGCUUCAGCAUGGACCGCAAUUACAAAAGGUACUUGUCAAGUACAUUUAAAAAGAACUUAAAGCAAACACAAAAAAAAUAAAAUAAAAUUAAACUACAAGCCUCAGAACAAGGGAACAUUGUUAAGACUUGAAUACGGAGUCUGAACAUUUUGAUUCGUUUGUGACGGGAACAUCCUGACGCACGUUGUCAAAUUUCCAGAUUAGUGCUUCAUCUCGCAAACCGCCUCCCGUGCAUCCCCCGAGAGGGGAAGGCUUGGCCUGUGGAAGUGGAAAAACAAUUUUUUUUUUUUUUUUAGAGAAGCCUGAUAACACAUGAUGCUUUGCACAUUAAGAUGAUUUUCAACGGUGUCACUAUUAGGAUUAGGACGUUUAUAUCUGCUGAAAGCACACUGCAUAUAUAUAUAUAUAUCUAUAUGUAAAGACUCAUCAGAGAAUUACAUUAAAGAACAACAUGAAAAAUGUGGUGUUAAGUGUGUUAAUAAAAUCUGUAACUUUUAUAUUUCAUUAUCAAUAAACACGUAGUGUAGCAACACUGUGUGCAACCCUGCAUUUUAUUGGGAUUUCAAUAAUAAUAAAAAAGUUACAAGGAAAUGUUG